AUGUCAGCCGCAGCAAAAAGGGUGGCCGCUUCGUCCCUCAACUGGGCAAAGGUCGGCGAGAAGCUAACUUCCGUCCAUGCCAGCGAUCUUGGAAGACUGAGGGGACAGAACUCGACUUUCACCGCUCAAGUCGACCAACUUCCCGCCGAUCUGCCAAAGGUUGACUUUGCUGCUUUGAAGAAAGCUCUUCCCACCCAUGCGGCCACGAUCGACUCUCUUCAGAAACAAUACGAGGCUGUGAAGAUUCCUUAUGGAGAAGUACCCAAGGAGUACCUUGAUGAAAUCAAGCAAUGGCAAGAGUACAACGAGACCAGGAUCCGAUUGCAUGAGAUGAAAGUGGCCGAUGGACUUGAGCAGGCCAAGAAGGUUGAGGCUAAAUGGAAGUCGGCUCCACCAGUUGAGCAUUUCGAUCGUCAACAUUUUGCCGAGUACUUCCCGCAGCACUUCUAUGAUCUUCGUUACCAGGAACGUAUUCCUGAUCCAUGCAGCAUUGGACUCAACGAGACCGAUGCUUUCCAACAACGUUUCUCCGAUUACAAGGUUCUCCGUCGUCCCGACAAAGUUGAUGACCAC
Mesorhabditis belari is the source of this 573-nucleotide messenger RNA. The record is from the annotation of a GenBank genome assembly. Lineage: Eukaryota; Metazoa; Nematoda; Chromadorea; Rhabditida; Rhabditidae.